Molossus molossus (Pallas's mastiff bat) is the source of this 2321-nucleotide messenger RNA. RefSeq names its product cytoskeleton associated protein 2 (gene CKAP2). Gene Ontology annotation, cellular component: microtubule cytoskeleton. The coding region runs from base 27 to 2114 and encodes 695 amino acids. Gene Ontology annotation, biological process: negative regulation of microtubule depolymerization. The transcript is spliced from 9 exons. NCBI's taxonomy places the organism in Eukaryota, Metazoa, Chordata, Mammalia, Chiroptera, Molossidae. The record is from RefSeq and is a predicted model, not a curated record.
GGAGACGCGUCCGCCUACUCACUGCGAUGAGCACCCCAGUGGAUCCACGCUACCUGCAGCUUCCCCCGAGUCAGAGGGCCCAGGCCGCGUUCAGAGCUCUUUUAUUAUUUAGAGCAAAGAAAACAAAAACUCAAGGAGCAUAUGUUAAAAAGAAAAACUUUUUUUGCAUACAAACAGGAAAAUCAGAUAUUCUCCAGGUGAGUAGUAGAAACAAGGGAGUGAUGACAUCUGAGGGUCAGGUCCAGGAAGAGACAAAAGUUCUGAAACUUAAGACAAAAAUGGCUGAUAAAGAAAAUGUUCAUAGAAUUACAAGGAGCGAAAAUAACAUAACAAUGGGAAAAAAUUGUAUUCCAUUAAAACCAUCUAAUGAAUUAACCAAUUCAACUAUAGCAACUGAUACACAUAAUCUGGAAGAGAAUAAUCAAACUCUGCAGCUGUUACCAAUUAAAGAUGACCCCCAAGGUCAUCGUAUGACAUUAAGCCAAGCAUUUCACAUUAAAAACAAUAAUAAAAAGAAACAAGUGACUACAGAAAAAUCAAAGCAAGAUGCUAACAUGCUCAAGAAACCUGUGCUUGGAUCUUAUCGUGGCCAAAUUGUGCAAUCUAAGGUUAAUUCAUUUAGAAAACCUAUACAAGUCAAAGAUGAGAGUUCUUCAACAACAAAGAAACUUUCAACUACUAUCUCUAAAGCCACAAAACCUCAGCCUAUAAACAUUAGCAGUAUAACAGUGGAAUGUCACAGAACCUCAAAUGUGAACACCACUAAAUUUGUGAGGACUACAUCUCAAAACAAACAACUUUUACGUCCUCCUAUUAGAAGUCAUCACAAUAAUACUCAUAAUACCCAGGACUCCCUGAAACAAGGCAUCAAUAGAACCUCUGCCAAUGUUACAAUUCGGAAAGGAUCUCAUGAGAAAGAAUUACUGCAAUUAAAGACAGUUUUAUCUAGUGUCAAAAACAGCUCUUCUCAGGAAGUGAAAAGAAAUAAGACAAUAUCAAGGAGCAUCACAUCUGAAAUGACAGUCAGGCCUGCUUCAUCUUCUAAUACCAAACUGAUAGAAAAGUCAAAAACCAUUGACCAACGCAGACAUACAAUAGCAAAAGCAACUAUUGAUAGUAGAUGGGCUCAGACCAAAGAAACUGCAGAAGAUAGAAAAGUUCGUCUGAGUGAGUGGAGAGCUAGCAAAGGAAGAAUGCUGAAAAGGCCUCCUAGCUCAGUAGUUACCCAACCUGAACCUGAAGAACAAAAUGAAAAACCAGUUGGAUCUUUUUGGACUACCAUGGCAGAAGAAGAUGAACAAAGAUUAUUUACUGAAAAAGUAAACAAGACAUUUACUGAAUGCCUAAACCUGAUUAAUGAGGGGUGCCCAAAAGAAGAAGUAUUGGACACACUGAAUGACCUGGUUAAAAAUAUUCCAGAUGCCAAAAAACUUGUUAAAUAUUGGAUAUGCCUUGCACGUGUUGAACCACUCACAACUUCUAUUGAAAAUAUUAUCUCAAUCUAUGAAAAGGCCAUUCUGGCAGGAGCUCAGCCUAUUGAAGAAAUGCGACAUGCAAUUGUAGAUAUUCUAACAAAGAAGAGUCAAGAAAAAGUUAAAUUUGGAGAAAAUGUUGAGGAGGCUUGUGCAACCGAAAAACAAAUCCAAGAAGUCAAUAUUGAAGAUAUUGGUGUUAGUCCAGAGUCAGGAAAACCUGAAAUGGAAAGUAAACAAAAUAGAAAUGUGAUAUUUCAAGAUUGUGAAAAAGAGCAAGUUCACAAAACAAAAGAUCCAACCAAUGAUGUUAAAACCCCCAACACAGAAACUAAGGAGGGUUGCGUAAUUAAAUACAAUGUGUCUACUACACCAUACUUGCAAAGUGUAAAAAAGAAAAUGCAGUUUGAUGAAAUAAAUUCUACAUUUAAAGAGCUAAAGUUUCUGACACCAGUUAGACGUUCUCGACGACUUCAAGACAAGACUUCUAAAUUGCCGGAUAUGUUAAAAGACCAUUAUCCUUGUGUGUCUUCAUUGGAACAGCUAACAGAGUUGGGGGAUGAGACUGAUGCUUUUAUAUGCCGCCCUAAUGCAGCAUUGUGCCGGAUGUAUUUGGAGCCUGAAACAACAGAAGAUAAAUAAAACUAUGAUAAGAAAUAAGGUUUUUAUUAUUCCUGGGGUGUUUUGUUUGUUUGUUUGUUGUGGCUACAUAUGUUUCUUAGUUCAGGAGUUGGCCAAGUUACCUAAGUAUUCAUGGCAGUGAACUCUUUUACUAACAUUUACAUAAUAGCAUGUGUUGCCUUCUGUGUGUCAGAAAGCUAAAUGCUAUUUUGUCUAUCUCAACAGACU